This is a messenger RNA of Tinamus guttatus (white-throated tinamou), 2592 nucleotides long. RefSeq names its product armadillo repeat containing 3 (gene ARMC3). The record is from RefSeq and is a predicted model, not a curated record. Gene Ontology annotation, molecular function: protein binding. NCBI's taxonomy places the organism in Eukaryota, Metazoa, Chordata, Aves, Tinamiformes, Tinamidae.
AUGGGUAAAAAAGUGAAGAAGGAAGUAGAGUCUCCACCCAAGGAUGUGUUUGAUCCUUUAUUAAUUGAAAGCAAAACAGCAGCAACGGCCGUGCUAAUGCUCAGUUCUCCUGAAGAGGAAGUUUUGAUCAAAGCAUGUGAGGCCAUAUAUAAAUUUGCAUCAAAAGGUGAUGAAAACAAAGUGACACUUCUUGGUCUUGGAGCAGUGGAACCUCUAUAUAAACUCAUCUCACAUGAAGAUCCAACUGUACGCAGAAAUGCCGUUACAGUAUUUGGGAUCAUGGCAUCGAAUCCUGAUGUAAGGAAGUUGUUGAGAGAACUGGAUGCUACAAAUUCCCUUAUAUCACGGCUGGCACCGGAAGAAGAUGUAGUCGUCCAUGAAUUUGCUACGCUAUGUCUAGCACAUAUGGCUUCUGAGUAUACUAGUAAAAUACAGAUAUUUGAGCAAGGCGGACUAGAACCACUUAUCAGACUACUAGGUAGCCCUGAUCCUGAUGUUAAGAAGAAUUCGGUUGAAUGUAUCUAUCUCUUGGUGCAGGAUUUUCAAAGCCGGGCUGCAGUUCGUGAACUGAAUGUAAUUCCAGCCUUGCUGGAACUACUGAAAUCUGAAUACCCAGUUAUUCAGUUGUUAGCCCUCAAAACCUUGGAAGUAAUUAGCAAUGACAGAGAAACCAGGAUAAUACUGACAGAACACCAAGGGUUGGAUUAUCUCCUUAAGAUCCUAGAAACCAAGGAAUUCAGUGAUCUACACGUGGAAGCUCUUGCUGUGGUGGGGAAUUGUCUUGAAGAUGUGGAUACUAUGCAAUUGAUUCAGCGGUCGGGAGGCCUUAAAAAGCUGCUUUCAUUUAUAGAAGUUUCUACUAUUCCUGAAGUUCAGAAGAACGCAGCGAGGGCAAUUGCCAAGGCUGCUUAUGACUCUGAAAACAGAAAAAUCUUAAGUGAGCAUGAGGUUGAGAUGUGUCUCAUAAACCUUUUGGGAAAUGAUAAUGAUGGAGUUAAAGCUGCAGCUUCCCAAGCAAUAUCUGCCAUGUGUGAGAAUUUAGCUAGCAAAAGAGCAUUUGGACCCCAGGGGAUUCCCCAGCUAGUACAGUUGCUAAGCAGUGACAAUGAAGAAGUAAAAGAAUCUGCAGUCGUAGCUUUAGCUAAUUUGACAGCAGCCAGUCCUGGUAAUGCCAGUGCUGUUGCUGAAGCUGAAGGGAUUGAGCCAUUAAUAAAUACAUUGAGUGCUCAGAGAGACGGAGCCGUUGCGAACGCUGCUGCAGUGCUGACCAACAUGGCCAUGCAGGAGCCGCUGCGCCUGAGCGCCGCCAGCCAGGGCGCGCGGCGCGCGCUCGUGGGGCCCCUGCGCUCCACCAACAGCCACGUGCAGAGCACGGCGGCCUUCGCCGUAGCCGCGUUUGCUUGCGACGCCGACGCAAGAACUGAGUUAAGAAAUGCAAAUGGCCUGGGACCACUCAUUGAAUUGCUGCGUUCUAGGAAUGAAGAAGUCAGAAGAAAUGCCUGUUGGGCUGUUAUGGUUUGUGCAAGUGAUGAACCUACAGCUAUUGAGCUGUGUAGGCUAGGGGCUUUAGAGAACUUAGAAGAAAUUAAUCUGUCAACGGGGCACAAAAAUAACUUCAGUAAAGGAGCUCUGGAAAAGCUACUUGAUAACAAUCUCUCCCAAAAGUAUGGCCAGAUGGGUUAUUUAUCAUCAAAUAACAUUAUUACUGAUGGAUUCUAUGACUGUGGUCAGAUACAACCUGGAGUGAAAUUUUUAUCUUUGGAGGAACUGAGUAAAAAAGAGCUUACUGACCGUCGAGCCAUAAUCUUCAUUAAUGCUAAACCACAAAAUACUGUCCCUGCAGCAGAGGAAAAGCCACAAGAUGCAUCUAAUGAACAGGCUAACUUGGCAUAUUCUUCUUCAAGACGAAGCAGUAGAGAAAAACCCAGUUUAACGGCAUCUCCAGUGGAAGAAAAACAGGAAUUAGCUGGACGAAGGUCUUCACUCAACAAAAGCAGCAGUAGAGAGAAAGGCUCAAGGAAAGGGAAGGUGAAAAAAGAAGAGGAAAAAGUGAAAGAAGAAGAUGUUCAGAUUACACCCGAAGUCCAGGAUGAAGUAAACCUUGAAAAUGUGCCUUGGUCUCCACCACCUGACGCCAUUUUACUGGAAUACAUUAACGACGCUUCCAAAACAAUUCUACCACUAACAACUACCUGGAAGCAGGUUGUGGCUCUUGCACAGUUUGUUGCAGACAAGAUGGGUGGCCCAAUUGAAAGAGACAGACUGCAUGACUUCAGCUGGGAACUUCACAUAAGUGAAAUCGAAUUUGAGCUGAAAUGCAAUGUUGUGCCUAUUGGGAAAGUCAAAAAAGGAACAUUCUACCACAGAGCUCUGCUUUUCAAGGUGAUAGCAGACAGAAUUGGCAUUGGCUGCAGUUUAGUUCGUGGCGAGUAUAACAGAGCCUGGAAUGAAGUUAAGUUAGUUGAUGACUCUCCUCAAGGAAUAACUGGUCUUCUGCUUCCUCCUCAGGAGUAUAUUGUAGAUCUAAUGUUUGAGCCAGGCAAUUUGAUGAAGCAAGGGAGCGCAGAGGCAGAUCGCUAUAAAUGUAUUUAA